This is a messenger RNA of Lycium ferocissimum, 710 nucleotides long. Its product is annotated as protein RESPONSE TO LOW SULFUR 2-like. Bases 157 to 483 code for a protein of 108 amino acids. The record is from RefSeq and is a predicted model, not a curated record. The transcript has a single exon. Gene Ontology annotation, biological process: cellular oxidant detoxification. Lineage: Eukaryota; Viridiplantae; Streptophyta; Magnoliopsida; Solanales; Solanaceae.
CUGGACAUACUCACUAUAGGUGUAUAAAACCUCCCCCAACUCCACCGUUUUUUCUCAUCACUUCCAAACCACAAAACAAAGCUACCUUCAUUCCUCCUAAACCCCGGUUUUCUUGGAUAUCCUAAGGAGCAAAAUCAUUCAUUCAACAAUAAAAAAAUGGCCUCAACCAUAGCACUACCCUUCUCAACCCAAUCAAAACCCCACCACCACCUACCGGAAUCCAAUGUGCUCAGAAAAAGAAACGAAGAGUUAGAGAAGGAAUUAAAAAAGAGCGUAGAAAGGGAAGAGAAAAUGAAAGAAGAGCUGCAAAAAACAUGGAAAAGGUUAAAGGUGGCUGAAGAGGCUGAGGAACGACUUUGUUCUCAGCUAGGAGAACUUGAAGCUGAGGGUGUGGGCCAAGCACGGGCUUACAGGGCCCGUUUGAUCAAUUUAAUGGAACAGCUUUCACAGGCACAAAAACUUCUUCAAUCAAAUUCUCAAUGAUCGUUGGAAAUAUUGGCCUUGAAAUAAUAUCCCAAUUUUUAGUGUAAUUGAAAAAUUAGUGUACCAUAUAUGCAUGGCAUGGACCUAGCCUAGGUAGUUUUUUUCAUUUUCUGGGUGUUGGUGUUUAAUUUUAUUUUCCCCCUCCGAGGUGUAGUUGGAGUUUUUCUUGUAUAUUACCUUAAUAAUUGUCUUCUUCUUAAUGGUAUUGUACGUGAGGUUAAAACUUA